This is a messenger RNA of Tigriopus californicus, 1796 nucleotides long. RefSeq names its product F-box and WD repeat domain-containing 11-A-like. Bases 330 to 1628 code for a protein of 432 amino acids. The record is from RefSeq and is a predicted model, not a curated record. The transcript has 3 exons. Lineage: Eukaryota; Metazoa; Arthropoda; Copepoda; Harpacticoida; Harpacticidae. Gene Ontology annotation, molecular function: protein binding.
CAAGACUGUGUCGCUUAAUUAAAAAGGCUAGAGCGGAUGAUCAUGAAGAAGAGGAACAGAUGUGGUCUUGGAUGACGGAUCAAUCAAUGAUUCAGCCUUGAAUACGUUGCACCAAAGGAAGAAACAAUCCACUUAAAAUAUGCUCUAUCACUGGUUAUGUUGGACUAAUGUUCACACCAUCGAAUUUUGUUUGUCUCAAGAAAGUAAAAUAUGCCGGAUUUCAAAUCAACUAAAGGAAACCGGGUGACAACAACAAUAAACACAACAACAGCAAUGCCCUGAAUGGAUGCAAAACAAAAGUGUCAAAUCCCGGCUCAGUUUCAUCGAGCAUGACCUUCAAUCACGGGUUACCUCCGGAGCUGCAGGAGCGCAUUUUAUCAUUCCUCGACAUCCAAUCUUUGGUCCGGUGUGAGCAGGUGUGCCGUUAUUGGCUCCACCUCAUCCGCACGUCUUCCUGCCUCUACCCAGCCCUAUGGCGCGGGUUGAUUCGUAGCCGACCGUCUUUGGAGGUCACUCUUCAGGUACAUGCCCCGCCCCGCUCUCCUCCGUUUCAUGCUUACGCUCGAAGUUUGCACGAAUUACACCGACAAGGCUAUCGAGGCUCCCAUCCACAAGUGACUGUGAUCGAAUGUCCCAUUAUUGACCCUCAGGGUCAGCGAAUUGAGGUGUCCGAAACUUGGUCAGCCGCAGUCAAUUUCACCGGGGUCUACGACAUGGUCUGGGAUCUGGAUGAGUGCCUCAUGACUUGCAGUGUCCUGGAUCAAAUCCAAGUCUGGGACAUGCGCACCCUCUCCCUCGCCCAAACCCAUUCCGGCCUGUCCCUCGACGGCCAAACCUCGCGGUGUGUCUGCUUCAGUGCCUCAGGACAGUCGUUGGUCUGCGGUCACGAUGACGGCACGGUUCAUCUAAAGAACUUGCUCACGGGCUCGCUCAUAGGAGGCGUGCGCUCCGUGAGCGAUUUCAUCGCCGAUCUCAAAGUCUUGGGCCCGGAAGUGUUCUGUGUGGGACUCCGAGGGCGCCUCUAUCGAGCCGCCCUGGGUGCCCAAGGGCUCUCCACCUUCGAACUACUCGUCCAGUACGAAGGCCACCGGGAAUACAACACCCGGGAAACGGAGAGACUGUUGGAGUGCAAUGCCCGGCGGAUCGUGGCCACGAGUCGGAAAGGCUUUCUGGUCUACGAUCGAGUCCGACGGACCUCGACCUUUGUGGAUUGCCCGGACAACCCGGCCCGCUCUUACGCCCUCUGUCUGACCUCGUGUCAUCCGGAUGAAGUGUUCAUGGGCUACGAGCGAGGUCGGGUGUCGCGAUACUCAUGGCAGGAUGAGCUCUGGGCCACCCAAACGUUUUUCACCCCGGAUUUGGAGAACGUCACCGCCGUAGCCGUGGACGAAAGGUUCCUGGUGGUAGGUGACGCUCGCGGGGAGCUUCAUAUCUAUGAUAAACAGAACAUGAUGGGUCCCCUAAGUUUGUUACAAGUCCUGCGCACGGGUCACGCUUACGGUAGUUUCAUAUGGGGUGUACAUCUGGACGGGUCGCGGAUCAUGAGCGGGGAUUCCGACGGGAAACUCGUGGUUCACGACUUCUUCCGCGAUCACGACCCGACGAAUCGGGUGGUCCGAUUGGAAUAAUGGCCUUUCAGUAUGAUUGGGAUUGAUUAUUAUUAUAACAAUUAUUAUUGAGACAAAAAGACCCGAUAAUAAAGUAAAAAAAGAAGAAAAAAAACGGGGCAAAAACAUGAAUCAAGAACUUGGUGGCUGACACGCAUUCCUCACAGGCUGCUUUCAUCUCGGGACUCG